Molecule: messenger RNA, 510 nt
Organism: Pseudozyma flocculosa PF-1
Lineage: Eukaryota; Fungi; Basidiomycota; Ustilaginomycetes; Ustilaginales; Ustilaginaceae
Exons: 2
Coding region: 1-510 (169 amino acids)
Biological process (GO): attachment of spindle microtubules to kinetochore
Cellular component (GO): DASH complex; mitotic spindle
Source: RefSeq, a predicted model, not a curated record
AUGGCGACCAUGGAAGAGGUCCUCGCCAAGGUGGCCGCCGUUCCCGGCCCGCCGACGCCCUUUGUCAACCCGUAUACCGGCAAUCGGGCCCUCUCCGAGUCGGAGCAAGAGCUGUUGGGCGAGUAUGCGCGCCUUGCCGGCACUAUCAACCGGGUCGCCGCACUAUCCUCGCACCUCUCGUCCUCGGCCGCCCACGCCAGCCUGCUCUCGCAGCUGCGUGUCCUCGAGCGCAAAAUGGGACUCGUCCUCACCCUCUUCAAGGCCUCGGUGUGGGCCAUUGUUCAGGAGCAGCAAGAGGUGGCCGAGGCAGAGGCCAUGGCGGCCGCCGAGCACGACGCCAGGAUGCAGAUGGAAGGCUACGGGCAGGACCCGGCGCUCGAGAUGGGCCUCGGCCUCGGCACCGGCACAGGCGCUGGCGGGCCGCAGCAUCACUACGGCGACGGCAUGGCAGGCGGCGACAGCCUGUUCAUCGAAAAUGCCGACGACACCAUCACCGGAUACCGGUACUGA